Messenger RNA from Equus caballus (horse), 3494 nucleotides. It is a transcript of the gene SCARF1, whose product is annotated as scavenger receptor class F member 1. The record is from RefSeq and is a predicted model, not a curated record. Gene Ontology annotation, cellular component: membrane. NCBI's taxonomy places the organism in Eukaryota, Metazoa, Chordata, Mammalia, Perissodactyla, Equidae. Gene Ontology annotation, molecular function: low-density lipoprotein particle binding; scavenger receptor activity. Gene Ontology annotation, biological process: neuron remodeling; heterophilic cell-cell adhesion; dendrite development.
CCAGCUCAGGCCUCCCUUAGGGAGUGUGGCCUAAUGGAAAGCCGUGGCUCCCCACCCCCCAUCCCAUCCCUUCGCCUGUCCCCAAUACCUGGGAGAUGCCAGGAGGCUUACAGCUUCAACUUCCUGCCCCCUCCAGACGGAGACCAGCCCCUUAAGCUCCCCCGCAGCCCUCACCACUGGUCUUCCUUUCCCUUUCGUUUUUUUCUGGAGUCUGGUCUUCCCAGCACCCGCCCGCCCUCUCAGGGAGGUGCCUCAUGGCAGCCCGCCCCUCCGGCCUGGUUUCCUCAGGAAAAGCCUUGGGAGGAAGCAGGGAGGGGGUUGGGAGCUGUGGGGGCCAGACUAACAUAGGCCCUCCCGCUGCACUGGCCGCCAUGGGGCUGGGGCUGCUGCUCCCACUGCUGCUGCUCUGGACUCGGGGGACCCAGGGGUCUGAGCUGGACCCCAAUGGGCAGCAUGUCUGCAUAGCCAGCAGCUCCUCUGCCAAGUUCCAGUGCUGCCCAGGCUGGAGGCAGAAAGAUCAAGAAUGCACCAUCCCCAUCUGCGAGGGGCAGGAUGCCUGCCGGGAAGACGAGGUGUGCGUGAAACCAGGCCUUUGUCGAUGCAAACCUGGAUUCUUCGGGGCCCAGUGCAACUCUCGCUGCCCGGGCCAGUACUGGGGCCCCGACUGCCGUGAGAGCUGCGCCUGCCACCCGCACGGCCAGUGCGAGCCGGCCACGGGCGUGUGUCACUGCCAAGCCGACCGCUGGGGCGACCGCUGCGAGUUCGCGUGCACCUGCGGCCCACACGGGCGAUGCGACCCCGUGACGGGCGCGUGCCGCUGCGAGCCCGGCUGGUGGUCACCCACGUGUCGCCGCCCGUGCCAGUGCAACCCGGCGGCGGCACGCUGCGAUCAGGCCACCGGCUCCUGCCUGUGCGAGCCGGGCUGGUGGGGCCGCCGCUGCAGCUUCCGCUGCACCUGCCACGGCUCGCCGUGCGCGCAGGAGACGGGCCGCUGCGCCUGCCGGCCGGGCUGGUGGGGCCCCGACUGUCGGCACCGGUGCGAGUGCGCGCGCGGCCGCUGCAGCGCCGCCUCCGGCCAGUGCUCCUGCCCGCCCGGCUUCCGCGGCGCGCGCUGCGAGCUGCGCUGCCCGGCCGGCAGCUACGGGGCGCAGUGCCGCCACAGCUGUGGCCACUGCAAGCAGAAUGAGCCGUGCUCUGCGGACACAGGCAGCUGCGAGUCCUGCGAGCCGGGGUGGAACGGGACCCAGUGCCACCAGCCCUGCUCACCUGGCACCUUUGGUGAGAGCUGCAGGCAGCAAUGCCCCCACUGCCGGCUUGGGGAGGCCUGUCAGCCAGACACUGGCCACUGUCAGCGCUGUGACCCUGGCUGGCUGGGGCCCAGAUGUGAAGACCCCUGCCCGAAUGGCACUUUUGGGGAGGGCUGUGGCUCUACCUGCCCCACCUGUGAUCAGGGGGCCUGCGAUGCUGUGACUGGGGAAUGUGUCUGCAACGCCGGCUACUGGGGGCCCAGCUGCAACACUUCGUGCCCAUCUGGCUUUCAUGGCAACAACUGCUCUAUUCCCUGCGAAUGCUCAGAGGGACCCUGCCACCCUGUCUCUGGGGCCUGCCAGCUGGGGUCUCGCAGUCAGGAUGCUGCCCUCAUCGCGGGCAUCCUUGUGCCUCUGCUGCUGCUCCUCCUGGGCCUUGCCUGCUGCGCCUGCUGCUGCUGGGCCGCUCGGUUGGACCCCAAGGACAGGCCUGUGAGAGAUGGAGCUGCUGUGUCCAGGAUGAAGCUGCAGGUCUGGGGGGCACUGACCAGCCUGGGCUCUGCGCUGCCCUGUGGUUCCCUCAGCAGCCACAAGCUUCCCUGGGUAACAGUCUCGCACCACGACCCAGAGACGCCCUUCAACCACAGCUUCAUUGAGCCGCCCUCUGCCGGCUGGGCCUCGGACGACUCCUUCUCUUCGGAUCCCGAGUCUGGAGAGGAGGACGAGGGUCCUGCCUACUGUGUGCCACCCCAAGAAGGGAUGGUCCCUGUGGCCCAAGCAGAGCCGUCAGAGGUCAGCCUGGCUGGAGGUCCCUUCCCUCCCCCGGAGGAUGCCUCCACGCCAUUCGCCAUCCCUCGCACUUCCAGCCUAGCACGGGCCAAGCGGCCGUCAGUCUCCUUUGCCGAAGGCACCAAGUUUGCACCGCAGAGUCGCAGAAGCUCAGGGGAGCUCUCCAGCCCACUCCGAAAGCCCAAGAGGCUCUCCCGGGGCGCCCAGCCAGGUCCUGAAGGCCAGGAGGCAGAGGAGCCCACAGGCCCAGAGCAAGCAGAAAUGGACAAGGCCCUUCCUGGUGCUGCCAGCCCCAGGGAUUCAACCACUGGCCGCCGCCGGCUCCCACUUGGUGGCCGGACAGUGGCUGAGCGUGUGGAAGCCAUCGAGGGCAGUGUCCAGGAGAGCUCAGACUCUGUAACCACUAUCUACAUGCUGGCAGGGACACCCCGGGGAUCUGAGGGCCCUGUCCGGUCUGUCCUCCGCCGUUUUGGUAGCUUCCAGAAAGGCCAGGCAGAGCCGAAGGUCAAGAGUGCCAUCCCCAAGCCUCCACGGCGGGCCCUGAGUCGGAACAAGGGCAGCCCAGGGCCGGCCUCUAGCUCUGCCAAUCAGAGCCCUGGCUCAGCCCCAAAGGAGGAGCUCAAGGGGACUUUGGAGUCUGUAGGAGCUGGGCCAGAGGAAGUGGGCAGGGACCUGGGGGAUGGCAUCAAGAACUCAGGGAGGGCCCAGGAGCCAGGCCCUGAGGGCGGCCCCCCAGAACAGGAUCCCCAGAAGCUGGCUGAAGGGGAAGGGCAGGAGGAGCCCCAGUAUGAGAAUGUUGUAACCAUCUCUGGGCCACCAGAGCCCUGAGGACCUUGAAUUUGGGGACUGGGAAGAGUAUGGUUGGGGGUGGGCAUCAAACUGCCCCUGGAUCAGACUGUGUUUUGUGCUGGACAAAGAGCCCAGGGCCAGGAAAGACAUAGCAGAGCCUCUGCCCUUCCAUGGGAAAUGUGAGUUAGAGGCCAGCUGGCCCUGGGCCCUGGCAGUGCUCCGGGAGUGCUCUGGAAAGCCUGGGCAGAGACCCUGUGGGAUGGGGUCAGGAAGGGGAAAGGAUGGCUGCAGGGACUUUUUCUCUGUUGUCCUGGACUCUGUUUACCCCAGGAGGCUAUUCUUUCCUUCAUUUGCAAAACAUUUUUCUGAAAUGGGAAAUAACCUAAAUGUUUGAUGAUAAAAGAUUGGUUAAAGAAAUAUUUCUUAUGAUAGCUUCCUAAACAACCACAAAAAAUCAUGUUGUGCAAGAAUAUUUAAUAUGGGAGAUAGGGGAGAAUGUUCACGCUAUACUAGUAAUUGUAAAAAGUAAGUUUUCUUAUAAAUUUCACUUCUUUUUGCCUCAGGAUACAUGUUGAGAAUUUUUCCAUUUUGUGUCUAUUUUGUGAUUGCUUUACAAACUGUUUUUUUAAAAAAGGAUGUGUGUGCAUUAAAAAGAUUAAAAGAAAGGCA